AUGUCGGCGGCCGCGUGCGACAUGCGGGGUUUGCCUCCUCGGCGUCUUUCCCCCGAGACCCGGAGAGAGAGAGAGCAGCUCGUUCGAGAGAAAGGCGAAGAAGUUCAAGGAUGGCGUGAGGCUCCAGCGGACGGCUCUUCGGGCGAGCGGAAAGGCGCCGCAGAGGAGGACGCCGGCGCGGAGACCGGAGCUCUUGGAGAGGAAGGGACGGACUCGCAGGAGGCGGGCGCGGCGCAGAAGGCGGGCGGAGGCCGUGGCCGUGAAGGCGAAGGCGGCAGGAAGAAAAAGAAGAGAGGCAACAGAGAGACCAGUGGGAGUGACGCACACAAAAGCAGCAGAGAAGAAAAAGCCGAAGGCGCAGAAAAUGAAACGGUGCGAGGCGCAGACGAGAGCGACCAGACGGAAGCGCCUCAAGGGACCGGAGCGGAGAUGAAGAAAGAGAAAAAGAGAAGGAAAAAGCACGCGCUGGCGUUGCAAGAAGCGGAGCUUGACGAGCGCCGCGAAGCGACAGAUGCGGCCCUGUCUGACUCUUCGCCCCUGCAUCGCUACCCAACGGAAGCAAGCGCGGACGACUCACUCCGCUUGUCGUCUUCUCCUCCUCUUUCUCUCGCAGCCGCGUCCUUGGGCGGUAAGUCCGCUGGGCCUUCGGCGUCUGCUGCCCCUGAGGACGUGUCUGCUUUGCUGUCGGGGGCAGCUCGCGGCGCGGGGCGCGCUAGUGAAUCGGAGAACGUCGGCGCGCGUUUCUCGCAGGACGAGGAGACAGAGGUGUCGCAGAUCGGCCGCGUGCUGAGUUCGCUAAGAGAGCGAGAAGAGCAGCUGAAGGCGCAGCAGGCGGAAGUCCAACGCACGCAGGAGGCGCUGAUGAAGAUGCUUCUCGACGAGCAGAAGAAACGAGAAGAGCGGAGGAAGAAGAAGGAGAAGCGGCGCAAAAGACUCGAAGAAGCGGAGAGAGAAGAGGCAGAAACUGGCGUGGACGAGGCCUCGCUGCAGGCGCCCGACCCAUGUGAAGAGCAUUCUUUCUCUGCAGCCACGAGGAAGAGCAAGAAGAAGGCUCGGCACACGAAGGAAAACGAAGAGGUGCUGGAGCAAUCGAAGAGCGAAGCACACGGCACUCUAGGGGACGACUGCGGAGAUGAGGAAACUGAAAGGGCGGAGCGCAAAAAAGCGAAAAAAGAAAAAAAGCUCGCGAAACUUUUAGCCGCUGCCCAGGGCUCCGGCGGCAACGCGCUUGGGGCGUCUCACGACCCGAGUGAGGCAGACGGCGCCGAAGCCGCUGCGGAGGCAGAGGGUCAGAAACGGAAGAAAAAGAAGAGAGCGCGCGAAGAGAAGAGAGCAAGCGCCGAGGUUGAGAACUCUGGAGCGUGUGAGAAGCACGAAGAAAGCGCAGCGCCAGGCGCGGAGGAGAAGGACGCACUCCAGGAAUGCAAUGCAGAGAAACGUGCGAAGGAAAGAAAACACAAGGAAUCAGGAGAGCUUGGAGACGGGCGGCUCGAGAAGGCAUGCGACGGCGACCCAACGCACGCGGGCGUUACGGAGGGCUCCCCGCGCGCCCGCGCAGCAGAGACAGUGGACAAGAAAAAAAAGAGGAAGUCCGACGCUAGCAGCGCAUACCCAGAGAGCUGUGGGGGAGCGGCGCGCGGGGACGGAGAGAAAAAGAGAGAAAAGAAGCGCAAGCAGAAGGCCGCAGAGGCUGAGACGGGGGAUGACAGUCUGGCUACUUACGGAAGACCGGCGGCGGAACGCACUGCCGCGACCGAAGCAGACGCCACCGAGGCUCUGAAUGGAGGCAGAAACGGAGAAAAGAAAAAGAAACGAAAAUCACAGGGCAACGACGAGGAUGUUUCAGAGGCCCGUGAGGGCGCACACACAGCGCCCCCGGCUUCACAUGCACGGGCUGCGGAGGGACACGACAGUACGGACAGCACACCCGCCGACGUGUCGCCGCCGGAAGACAAAACAGAGAGAAAGGAAAAGAAGGUCAAACUCGAAGCGAAUCUGCUUGCAGAGACUGCUCCUCCGGUCUCUUCCAAGCAGCAGGCGGUAACGGAAACGGAGAGACACCUCCAGGAGGGGGCAGAAGGGAUGGCAGAGCAGAUAUUCGGUCCGCCCGCAGGAGACAUCUCAAAGAAGAAGAAGCGAGGGAAAAAGGAGUCGGAGUACAAUGCAGGAGGUGAUGUAGAUCGUGCGCAAGCGCCAGCACAAGAGGAAAAUUUUACUGCGGGAAUAGAGGGCCGCGGCGUGCAGCAAACGGAGGCGGCGAGUCUCGUUUUUAAGGAAGAGAAAAAGAGAAUGAAGAAGGAACAGCGAGAAGCUGCGCAGGAGCCACACGGCGGCGAAGAGGUCGGAGAGGAGAGCCAAGCGGCGACCAAACGGAAGCGAUGCAGCAGCCAGCGAGACGAGUAUGCUGUGCUGGCAGGGGAGAGUCAAGAGGACCGCUCAGACAGCGAAAGAAUCGUAAGGCAGCGCGACAGAAAAAACGAAAUCACCCAAAAGCGAGGCGCAGAUGAAGAGCGCGACGAUCGGAGCAACCAAGGUUGCGCGGUCUCGAAGGGUAUUGCGGGCGGAGGUCGGAAGCGGGAGGCGCGCGAAGGAGAUGUGCAGGAUCCGAAGGGACGCGAGGAGAAAAAGAAGAAUCAGAGAACUACAGAGGAAGCGGCGAAUGCGGCCGAAGAAGGAACUAAAGUCGACGGAGCUGGCGAAAUAGAUAGAGCGAAUGAUGGGGAUUAUGUGAAAAAAAAGAAGCGGAGGCGAGGCGAAAGUGUCCAGGAUGAAGAAGGAAACGCAAACGCCGUGGAAACCGCUGAGGCCGCAGUGGCUUACGGAGAGCGGCUGACCACUGGCGAGGGUGGAGAGGAGGAAAUCGAACAGAAGAAGCGAGAGAAGAGGAAGAGAAAGAAAGGAAAACACGCAUCUACGGAAGCAGAGCACGCUCACGCGAAUGGCCUUAUAUCCCCAACUGAGGGUGUAGCCCAGGGUUCGAAAACAGGAGAUGAGGAAGAAGAGGCAGCGUGCUUCGUGGAAAAAAAGAAGAAAAAAAAAAAAGAAAAGCGCAGAUUGGAGUCUGCAGAAGAACUGUAG
Besnoitia besnoiti is the source of this 3078-nucleotide messenger RNA. RefSeq lists its product as uncharacterized. The record is from RefSeq and is a predicted model, not a curated record. The transcript has a single exon. Lineage: Eukaryota; Apicomplexa; Conoidasida; Eucoccidiorida; Sarcocystidae. The coding region runs from base 1 to 3078 and encodes 1025 amino acids.